AUGUCUAAAACUACUGAACUUCCGACCUUCAAAGAAAAAUUUCAAAUCCCCACCUUCAAAAGCUUGGGUAUUAAAGCUCCUGCUGGCUUGAGUGAUGAUUCACCCUCCGUUUAUCUCGCUGGUAACUCCCUAGGCCUUAUGCCUAAAGCCACUAGAAAGGCUCUCUCGGAUGAGCUCGAUGCUUGGGGAGCUCGUGGAGUCGAGGGUCAUUUCAAUCAUCCUGGUGAGAGUGAGGGUAAAACCUCCUGGGUUGAUAUUGAUCUUCCGCUUGUUCGCCCGUUGGCCAAUUUGGUUGGUGCUACUCCAAAGGAAGUUGCAGCCAUGGGCACUUUGACAUCUAACUUGAACGCCUUGCUUGUAUCAUUUUACAAGCCUCAAGGCAAAAAAACCAAGAUCAUGUUUGAGAAGAAUGCAUUUCCCUCUGACUACUAUGCUUUUCUCAACAUGGUCAAAUUGCAUGGCCUCGAUGAGACUCAUUUGGUGCAAUUGGAGGUUGCACCAGGCCAAAAGCACCUAGAUUUGGCCGAUAUCCUUGCUGCUAUAGAAACUCACAAGGAUGAGCUUGCAUUGAUUUGCUUCCCUGGAAUUCAAUACUACACUGGUCAAUUUUUCAACAUUGAAGAGAUCACUCAGGCCGGUCAGAAACAUGGUAUAGUCGUUGGAUGGGACUUGGCACAUGCCGUUGGCAACGUUCCAUUGAAACUUCAUGAUUGGAACGUGGACUUUGCAGUUUGGUGCUCCUAUAAGUAUCUCAAUUCGGGACCUGGCGGCAUUGCCGGUAUUUUUGUGCAUGAGCGUCAUACCAAGGACAAUUCUAAAGAUCGUUAUCCUCCAAGGCUUGCGGGCUGGUGGGGCAAUAACUCGGCCGAAAGAUUUAAAAUGCUUGAGCUUUUUGACCCAAUCAAUUCCGCACUCUCCUACCGUCAAUCCAACCCGCUGGUGAUAGACUGUGUUGCCUUGAAGACCUCGCUUGAUAUAUUCGAGGAAGCAGGUGGCAUUGAGGCCCUCAGAAAAACCAGUUUUGCAUUAACAGGCCAUUUGAGAAACCGCCUCGAAGACAGCAAGUACUACAUCAGUGAUUCCUCUGAUUCCAGUCUGCUUGGUUACAAGAUUCUUACUCCAGAGGAUGAAAAGGAAAGGGGCUGUCAAUUAUCCGUCCAUUUCCAACCUCACAAUGACAACAAGGAGUCAAACGUUAUGGAGAGGGUUAACGGAUACCUUCAUGAUCAUGGCAUCAUAUGUGACGAAAGACGUCCUGAUGUCAUCCGAAUCGCUCCAACGCCUUUAUACAACACCCUUUCGGAUGUGGAGGUGGUUGUUUCCAGAAUUCAAGAAGCUUUGAAUUCCCUUGAAUAG
This is a messenger RNA of Candidozyma duobushaemuli, 1356 nucleotides long. RefSeq names its product kynureninase. The transcript has a single exon. Gene Ontology annotation, molecular function: kynureninase activity; pyridoxal phosphate binding. The record is from RefSeq and is a predicted model, not a curated record. Gene Ontology annotation, cellular component: cytoplasm. Gene Ontology annotation, biological process: NAD+ biosynthetic process. Lineage: Eukaryota; Fungi; Ascomycota; Pichiomycetes; Serinales; Metschnikowiaceae. Bases 1 to 1356 code for a protein of 451 amino acids.